CUGCAACAAAAACCGGGGUUAAGAAAUUUACGCGCCCUUGAAACGUUAAUGGGAUGGAAUCUAUUGAUGUACUAAAGAAGAAUUUAGAGCUUGCUAAAGAGCAACUAAAAAUCGUUGACAACGAUAUCAAAAGAAUCACAGGACGAGAUCCAUCUGAUAGACGUAUAACAGAGCCGAGUUCUAAACGCACACGUCCGCGCAUUGCUGGGGUUAACCAAUUAAGGCCAGAUUCUUUGGAUAAAUUAAAUGGUGAUGAAAUCUUUCAGGAUAUCAAGCGACCGAUUGAUGAUGAUUUGCGAGUUUCUGUCGCAUCCUCUGUUGUUCGUGUUACCGAUACUCGUUCUAGGGAAGAUGCAGCCAAAGAAUUAAAAAAGUCAGACAAAGAAAGGGGACGUCGUAUGCUUGGGAUCCUUCAGGGCACUUUAAAACAGUUUCAAGCUGAAUCUGCAGCUGCAAUCAAAAAGCCCCAAAUGGAGAAACGACGUUUAGUUGAUGCUAAAUUGGAAGCUAGAGCAAGAGAAGAAAAAGAAAACUUACGUCGCGAGCGCGCAGAACUGUUUCGAACUCGGCGAGAACAUCACGUAGAAGUUAGCAUUCUUCAACAAAAAAUGAGAUUAUUAAAAAAGUUUGAAAUAUGGAAAGAGCAACAGGAAAAAAUGAAAGGUUUCUGCCGUACUUCAAAGCCACCAUAUAUAUUUUAUCGUCCAAAAAUUCACAAUGAAGAGUCGAAAUGGCGCAUAGAAGUAACAGUUCGCGCUAUCGACGCUCUCAUUGCUCGUCGUCGGAAAAAACUAGAAACAGAAUUUGAAGAAACUAUGCAAUCACGUCGUCGUUUAGCAUCAAGUAUUCAUGAUCCAUCAGAUAAUAAGAUAAAUAAAACUGAUGAUUCUGACAAGAAUUAUAAUAAAGAUGAACAUGGUAAAGGUAAUGAUGAUCGAUGGUCUUCAAUAACUGAUAUUUCCAAGGAAACUAAGUUUAAUAGUUCUAGGGCUUCUACACAUCAACAUCAUACUACCAGUUAUAGUUCACCACGUUUAUCCGAUGCACUCACCAAUAAAAACUUUCAUAAUUCACAUCGUCAAGACUUAGAAGCUGGUGAAUUAUCAGAUGCUAGUGAAACAUUUGCUUUAGGUGAUGAACCUCAAUUAAUGGAAGAAGAUCAACAUCAUGCUAUCUAUACAGAAUCGUCAAAUCGUACAAGAAAACAAAACACAUCUCCUUUAUUGUCAUCUAAACGAUCCAGUAGUCAUUUGUCAUCUCAAAAUAGUCCACCAACUCAAAAACCUAAGUUAUUAUUCUCUGUUGGUGAAUCUCAUCCACUUGAUACUGUGAAUGGAGAAAAAGAACGAACCAAACAGAACUUCACUGGGACUGAUUAAUUUCUUUUUUUCUUUUUAAAUUGUUCUCAGUUACUCUACAUUUUUCAACGAAAUUCUUUUCUUGUUUUCAUUUAUUCAACCCCCUUUCAUCAUUCCUCAUCAGCAGCAUCAUCCGUAUACAUGAUCAUUGUCAUAGUUCUUUUUAAAAAAAAACAAAACUAAGAAAUCAUGUUCCUACGUUUUACUUUCCUACCAAGAGAAUACAAUGUAUUCCAUUGUAUUCAUGUAUGUAUGUAUGUAUCUGUCUCUCUCUCUCUCUCUCUCCAACUGUAACAAAUAUAUUUUACUAUCUUAUUAUUUUGUAAGCUUGUAUUUCACAAGCACGUUGAAGUCCUUAAUAUAGAGUAAUGUAAUGAUGUAAUUCUCUUUUUAUUCUUUCUUUUUGUGUUGUUGGUUGUUUGCUAGUUAUCCCGUUGAUUUUUUUAUGUUAUAUGCUUACA
Molecule: messenger RNA, 1819 nt
Organism: Schistosoma turkestanicum
Lineage: Eukaryota; Metazoa; Platyhelminthes; Trematoda; Strigeidida; Schistosomatidae
Source: the annotation of a GenBank genome assembly